GAAGUAUUUUUCUACUCCUCUCUUUCAAUAAAGAUAGAAGAAGAAAGAAACACUUGGAAGCAUUUGUAGCGGCAGCUUGACCGCAGCUUAAGUGAGGUUAGAGCCUGUUCGAUGUAGACUAGGCCUGUCUGUUCUAGGUUAUUGUAAGAUUUAGCGCACAACAGGAUUUAACGUCUAAUAAUGUCUUCAAAGAAUGUUGAAUUAUGUUAUUCCAAAAAUAUUGGAGAUGGAGGAAUAUUUGAGAUAUUGGAUAUUGACGGGGAAAAAUAUUUACAUAAUAAAAAAGCCGAUGAACGUCCUUAACCAGCUCUGAGAGCUCUGAAAUCGUUCAGCAUUGAGAUUAGUGCUCGGCUUGCUCGGAGAUCACGUGAUUCAAGCUCGACAUCUGCUCGCUCGCAUCUCAGAUUUUUUUGCCGAACGCAGCUAGUGGGUACAAUUCCCCAUAACUCCAGGAGCCAGACAGCUAGCGAGGAUGCAAUUUCAAAAUGCACGUCAGCCAUUUGAAGGAGCUAUCGGAGCGAUUGACUGCACUCAGCAAUUCUUAGCAAUUCUUGGUCCUAAAGACCAUGAAGAAGCCUAUAUUAAUCAUCAUGGGUAUCCUUCGCUGAAUGUGCAAAUGAUAUGUGACCCAAAUUUAAAAAUACUGAAUGUAAAUGCAAGAUACCCCGGAGCACGGCACGAUUCAUAUAUGUAUGUAUAUGGAAUGCCUCUGCUGCUCGACAAGUGAUACGCGCAUAUAAUCGUGGUGAACGACAUACGUAUCUUAUUGGUAAUUGUUAUUUUAAUUUUUUAUACAUAAUAUACCGCGCGCGGAAAGCUUUUAUUAGUUUAUAAUA
This is a messenger RNA of Vollenhovia emeryi, 836 nucleotides long. Its product is annotated as putative nuclease HARBI1. The coding region runs from base 473 to 727 and encodes 84 amino acids. Lineage: Eukaryota; Metazoa; Arthropoda; Insecta; Hymenoptera; Formicidae. The transcript has 3 exons. The record is from RefSeq and is a predicted model, not a curated record.